UUGGACUUGAUGUCAUCUCGAAGGUCCCUUCCAACCCAGCUGAUUCUAUGAUUCUAUGAUUCUAUGAUCCGGUGUCAGAGCUAUGAUUUUAACAGUCUUACAGCCUUUUUUUUCAUACUACUUACAUAUCAGGAGAACACUGUUAAAAAAAAAAUUGAUCUGCUGUGCCUUCUUGAAACUGUAUUAGAAAGGGCCCUCACUACUAAGUGAGUUAUACGUGUGAGGAAAACUUGUUACUCUGCUGUCCUCAUCAGAUCUGCAUAUUGAGAUCCAGCUGUAUGUUUUUGCCAACUUUCAUAACAAACAAGAUUAGUUAUUGACAUACUGUUUUUUAAUUUAUUCAUGAUUGACACAGGUUGCAGUAGAGGAGAAACAGUUCCAUACCCUACUAUAAUUGGAUCAGACACCUUCAGGGUGUUUCUUAAAUGCCAGGUUAAAUGCUGCCAUCACCUAAGAGGUAACAUUCACAAAAGCUACUCAAACUUGGUGUUGAUCUGGCUUGGCAGCUUCUUGUCAAUGAAGAGAGAGAUAAGCUCUUCUUCCAGGCAACACCUAAAUGAGUCUUUUGCUUUGAAUCAGUUUGGAAGGGAAUUCCUCACUUCCAUUGUCUGGAGCAUAUUCUAGAAGAGUGAGGUUCUUAAAGCCAAUGCUAUGCUUUGUAAAUCAAGUCCUAUGCUGAGAGGGUUAAGCUAAAUAUCCCUAUGGAAUAACUUUACCUGAAUUAGUGGCAAAAUGUAAAAUGACAUUUGCUGUCUCUACUGGUUGGGACAGCCCCCCUUUUCUCUGAAGCAGUGGCAAUGGAUAGGGUGCAGCAUUAAUCUCUUAGUGUAUCUGUUCAGUGUAAAUGUAAAUGUUAAGACAUUUUGUUUCUUUUUUUAUUUAUAAAAUAAAUAUAUAUUGAAUUGUUGUAUAAAUAUACAAUUUUGGCAAAAGUCACUCUAGCUUUCAGGUCUCAGUGAACAGAACUGGAAGAACUGUUCCGUUUAUUUGAUAGUAGCAACUGAUACAUCAAUCAAAAAAUAAUCCUUAUGAGUGAUUUGUAUGAAUACUUGUUGCUGUUUUCCAAAGUAUUCGUGAUGUUGAGACCUAGGAGAAAUGAACCCAUGUAUGCCACAGGAAAUUGGGUUUCCUACUGGCAAGUUCACCCAAUUAAAAAAAUUUCUACUUAUGAGAAAUGUAGCAUGCUGCUUUUUUUAUUUCCCCACGGGAACAUUUUCACAUAGGAAUCUGUCUGGUCUCCUGAGAAAUCCCACAAUAAGUCUUUGAUAGUAGGAGAUGAAAUUUUUUGUAUGCAUCCCUUCAUGGGUAGGGUUCAGAGGGCAUGUAAAUUACCGAAACCAAGGGACUCAGUGAGCAUUUUUCUUGUAACACAUCUGUAAAUACACAAAAUAGUCUAAAUGGGAAGCUGUGUAACUUCAGAGCGCUUUAAGCUCUCCUCUGAGAUUGAACUUGGAUCAUUUUAAAAUAGUCUUCAGGAGCGAUAUUAAAGAAUUUGCAGGGCUUAUUCACUGUGCACGCUGUCUUGGGUAGCAGCAUUUAUUCUGUCAACUCUGUUUAAAUUGGUAGUAUUUUUAGAAAAGAAUUCUCACUGAAUCACUUAAAAAAAAAAAACAACAGAAUUUUUGUGCAGUUGUCAGCAUGUAGAUCUCUGUAGGUCACAGAAGAGGUUUAUACCUCCACACCAAAGAACUAGCUUUUGAUUUGCUCACAUGUAAAAAGCAACUGGUCCAGUAAGGAGUCAUCUGUUAAGCCAGAAAGAUUAGGGGGGUUUGCCUGCAUAUUAAUUUUUAAUAUUCUAUUUAUUGUUAUCAAACAACAUGAUGCUUUAUUUUUUUAUUAUUAUUUUUAUGAUUAAGAGAACAGUGCCACCACUCUCUUCCAGUGAGCUGUUCUUGAUCUGAAUUGUAAACUACAUUCAGAACUGUAGCAGGCUUGGUGUUCUUGAGUGAUUUUCAAGUCAGGAGAACAUGCCUUCUCCCUAUGUGUCUCAUUUUGGGAGGUUUUUUAAAGGUAUACCAGAACACUGUAAAAUAUAGUCCCUUUGUUCUAUGAGCCAAAACAAAAACAUGGUCUUCCUCUUUGAAUAGGGUUUCGUCAUAAUGUUCAUUGUUCCUUAGGCAGUUAAUGCUGCUCUAGUUUUCACAAGGUUUUCUAUUUUUCUUUCAUGUAUUGCUAGAAAAAUCUGAUUGUAUAAGAACAUAAUUUAUCUACCAGGUCAAGACAAAAGUCCUUUUAUCCCACCAUCCUGCUGAUGAUGGUAAAAAAAAAUACUUAUCGAGAAGUGUUAAAAUAAACAAGCAUACAGUGUAAUUUCCUUUGAUAAACCCUUCCACCCUCCAGCAGCCUGCGAUUAAACAUUUCUUGAGAGAAAAAUUACACCACUGUGUAUUUAAUAAUCCUUGCUAUACUUUUUCUCCUAUUGCUUUGUCUGAUUGCUUUCUUGAUCCGCAGUAUUUGUUUCUUCCAUAAUACUGUAUGACAGUGAGUUCCACCAUUUAAUUCCAUGUUGUGUAAAAAAAACAGUGUUACAGUUUCUAAUGUAGAAUUAAAUUUCCAUAGCAAGAAGUUGGUAACAUACCAGAUUCUGUCCUGAUCGAUCACACUUUAAUUCAAGAAUGUUACCUAAGAGGGAUACAGUUGACUAAAUCCUUGUUUGUCGUAAGUUUCAAUUUUUUUUUACCAUAUCAAAUGAAUAGACUUUGUUAAUAAGUAUUAAAAACAUUGCUUUCAGCUACAUCUAACUUUUUUCUAUUUGGAAGAAUAUUUAGCUGGGAUGAACCUUAAAUUUCAUCUAAAUUUCAGUAUUUGCAUGGAACAUCCUCAGCUACUGACCAUGUCGUGAAUAUCAGGUCUUUUAGCUUUGCAGAGUUCAGGUCACAGUUGGUUAGGAUAUUGUUUUCAGAGAUUUAAUUAAACCAAACGUAUUUCUUGCUGACAUUUUUAGCUCAGGUUCAUUCUAAAACUUCCAGGUAAAAAGUUUGGCCUUGGGCUUUGCGAGGAUGUGUGCCGGCUAAGCUGGUUAAUAGACAUGGAGGGCUUAAUGCUCAUGUAAAGAUACGGUAAAAUAAAAUUGAUAUAAUUUGAAAUGUUUAUUUUCCAGAGCUCCUUUUGUAGGUUAAAUGCACAGCAGUGACUUUUCUCUCUGUUAUACAGAGGAACCAAUAUACUGUUAUACACCACACAACUUCACCCGCGAUCAAGCCUUGUAUGCCAGAGGAUAUUGUUGGACAGAAUUAAAAGAUGCCUUGCCAGGAGUUGAUGCCAGCCACUGGCCCUCCUUGUUUGAGCAUAAGUUCCUACCUUAUGCACUGCUGGCUUUUGCUGGGAUAAUGUACAUUCCAGCUCUGGGCUGGGAAUUUCUCGCCUCCACCCGGCUGACUUCAGAGCUUAAUUUUUUGCUUCAGGAGAUUGAUAACUGCUACCACCGUGCAGCUGAAGGGCGGGCACCAAAAAUAGAGAAACAGAUUCAGUCCAAAGGCCCAGGGAUCACCGAGAGAGAAAAAAGGGAAAUUAUUGAGAAUGCAGAGAAGGAAAAAAGCCCUGAACAGAACUUGUUUGAGAAAUACCUGGAAAGAAGAGGACGAAGUAACUUUUUAGCUAAGCUUUAUCUUGCAAGGCACCUAUUCAUCAUCUUUUUAAGCAUCAUACCAAUCACAUACUUAUCCACCUACUAUGCUACGCAGAAGCAAAAUGAAUUUACAUGUGCUCUAGGAGAGCCUCCAGACAAAACUAGCAGCUCCAAAUUGCACAUCAGAGUGAACUGUAAGCUGCCGUCUGUCCAGCUCCAGCGGAUUAUUGCUGGUGUAGAUAUUGUUCUCCUCUGCUUCAUGAACUUGAUAAUCCUUAUCAACUUAAUUCACCUCUUCAUAUUUCGGAAGUCUAACUUCAUAUUUGAUAAACUGAACAAAGUUGGAAUAAAGACCAAGAAACAGUGGCAGAAGUCCCAGUUUUGUGAUAUCAAUAUUUUGGCCAUGUUUUGUAAUGAAAAUAGGGACCACAUAAAGUCAUUGAACCGUCUGGAUUUUAUUACAAAUGAAAGCGAUCUGAUGUAUGACAAUGUGGUACGCCAGCUGCUUGCAGCAUUGGCCCAGUCCAAUCAUGAUGCUACUCCAACUAUGCGUGAUUCAGGGAUCCAAACAAUAGACCCAAGUGUUGAUCCAGCAGACAUUGAUGCUAAUGAACAGCUCAUCAUUAAGAGACCAAGGAAGAAGAUGAAAUGGAUCCCGACUACCAAUCCCCUUCCUCAGCCAUUCAAGGAACAGUUAGCCAUUAUGAAGGUUGAAAACCAUAAACCUGAUAAACCGAAGCCUGUGAGGAGGAAAACAGCAACAGACAGCCUUAUAGCUCCUUUGUUAGAGUCUGCUGCAAAAACCUCACAGCAAUCGUCUGCUCAUAAAACCGAGCCAAGUGCUAUCCCAAGCACAAGCAGUGAAAAAAAGCACACACGGCACUUUUCCUUGGAUGUUCAUCCAUAUAUACUUAGUAGCAAAAAACCCAAGCCAGAGGUUCAAGCCAUCCCCUCGAUGCCUACAUCAAAAAGCCAAGAGGGUGGAUUUUUAAACCAGGAAGAAAAUGUUGUAGUUCACGUUACCUCCUCUCUCAAAGACACCCCUCAUCCUGCAAAAGAGAUCCUAUACUCAUCUGAGACAUGCAGAACUGUGCCUGCUGCUGCAGCUUUUGUCACGUGUAACCACAACCAUAUAGCCACAACUGCUGCUGCCACCAGUAUGGCUUUGAACCAGGUCAAACCAGAGCCAACACCUGCACUGAACUGCAACUCAGCCCACCCUUUGCUGCACAUCAACACACUGUACGAGGACCAUGAGGAGGAGGUUUCAAACAUAAUGGACAAUGGGAUUCACUCACCGACUGACACGGGGGAAAUUCUCUCCAUCCCUACCCCAAAGCAGAUAAGGUUGGCAACGUUUGACGAGCCAAUGGCAAUCGUGAGCUCGGUGGAGUACUGAAGGCCCCAGGCUGCCCAGCUGGCCCCUGUGGCUGGGCCCGAGACCACUGCAGUGCAGAACAUGGUCCCCCCAGCAAUGCAACUCACUGCAUGAGCAUGGAGAGUUUUCACACAGACUGUAGCUUCUGCUGAUAACACCAAACAGUUUUACAGGAUCACAUCAUGAGCACUGUCAGUUAUUUGCGAAAUAGAAUAAAGAAAAUCUGGUGGAUAUAGACCUUUAACACUAAGACAACCACUAGCUCUAGCUCUAAACUAUAGCUUCCUGAUUUAAAUGGGAAUUAGCACAAUUUAUGAACAUUAGGAGUCUGAUGGCUUGCCACAGCAAUUUUAGUGAGUGUUUAAAUCCUUUGCAUUCAGAAUUACUGAUUAAAGUUAAAACAACAUGGAGGUGAGGUAUACUUUUUUAAUGGCAGCAGUUAAAUAAGAGUUCUUUUCUAAGCAGAGAGGAUUUUUUUUUUUAAAUUCAGGAUUUUGAAAAAAUUAUAUGCAAGCAAAAUUUGGUUUUGUUUGUUUUUUUAGCUCACUGAUGUUGGGCUUGAUGGAGACUUAGCUGAAAGGGCCUUACUACCACCAGCAUUUCAGUGCAAAAAGAUUGAUACACUCAAUCUCUUGCAUUUAUAAAUGAAAAUACCUGAAGUAUGCCCCGCCCUUUAACAUGCUUAUAUGUUUGAUGGAAGAUGAUUAAGAGUUUAUUUUUUUAACUAUAUUUUACCAUGGAAAAAAUUACUUUAUUAACUUUUCAAACCAGGUGUUACUUUUAACAAAAUGUGUAGAAGAGAGUCAUUGUAGCUGCUUAUUUUUUCAUAGUGUAUUUAUGAACCAGGUUAGAAACUUUCAUGGGUGCUUCACUGAUACGAAAAAUCUUAUGGAGGUCAUUACAAAAUAUCUUACAAAAUAUGAAACCAGCAAACCUGUUGUCAAAUAACACACAGUUAAAGUCUAUGAAUUUAGUUCUGCAGAUUUGGCUAGUCCUUGAUUCAGCAAACACUUAAGGCCAUGGGUGACACCGAAAUGACUCGUGUAAAGCUAAGCACACACUGAAAUGGCUUUGCUGGAUCCUGGCUCUAGUGCAGGCAGACAAUAAUCCUGCGGUAUGUGCUAUCACUCUGAUUCAAUAUUUGCCAUCCUUGGCUCAAAGCACAUCUUCAUGCCCAUCUUCCUAUAAUUACGGUAUGUGUGAUUUAAUAGAAAACUAUAGUAUAACUAAAACAUCUAUUAAAAGUGUAUCAUGCAAUAACCAUUCUCAGCAAAAUUAUAGUGAAACAAAAAGUGACUGUGUUAAAAUAAUAUUCCUAGCUGCAUUCAGAAUUACAGACUGUGUGUGUUUGCUUCAAAAUUAUGUAUAAUGGUAGAAAAAAAUAUGCAGCACAAAUAUGGGACUGAAAUCUUGAGUUUAUUUUUAAUUUAUUACCUCAGACAUGCAUAUAUUAUACCAAUAUUUAAUGAAAAUAGCACUGAAAAUAAAUACCUAUUAUUCUGAA
Molecule: messenger RNA, 6450 nt
Organism: Pipra filicauda (Wire-tailed manakin)
Lineage: Eukaryota; Metazoa; Chordata; Aves; Passeriformes; Pipridae
Gene: PANX2
Product: pannexin 2
Exons: 2
Coding region: 3120-4967 (615 amino acids)
Biological process (GO): monoatomic cation transport; positive regulation of interleukin-1 production
Molecular function (GO): channel activity
Source: RefSeq, a predicted model, not a curated record